Molecule: messenger RNA, 1284 nt
Organism: Aedes aegypti (yellow fever mosquito)
Lineage: Eukaryota; Metazoa; Arthropoda; Insecta; Diptera; Culicidae
Product: protein AAR2 homolog
Exons: 2
Coding region: 120-1262 (380 amino acids)
Biological process (GO): spliceosomal tri-snRNP complex assembly
Source: RefSeq, a predicted model, not a curated record
AGCACUUUGUUUUGCAAACACAAGUUGCAUCGAAGAAAGUACGUUUUACCGUGAGAUGCAAAACUUUUUGAAUCAAAUUUUUAAGUUUUAAUAAGUUAUAAGUCGAGAUUACCCUAACAAUGGAAAGUAUAUCCAGCGUUUCUCUGAUGGCAUCAAUGACUCCUGACACGGCAUUGAAACUGUUCGAGAAUGGUGCAGUUCUGAUCAUUGCCGGCGUCCCACCGGGAACUGAGUUCGGAAUUGAUCAGUGGUCGUUUUUGGUCGGUGAGAAUUUCCGCGGUGUUAAAAUGAUCCCGGAAGGGGUUCACUUUGUGUACUGUGCAUCCCAGGGUCCGUAUGGGGACGUUGCACCUCGUGUGGGCUUUGUGCACUAUUUCCGGCGCGGCGAAAUAAUAGUCCGAGAAUGGGACAACGAGAAAGAGGAACUGAAGCCACGGGUUCACGACGACGUGGAAGGGGAAAUUGGUAGAAUACGGGAGAAUCUGAAGAAUCUUGAUAGAUACUUGGCACCAUACGACUAUGACGGACUUGCAAAAUGGAAGAAUCUAACCGGAAAUAUUACAGCGGAAACGGUUCAAAGGCAUUCUCCCGAUUGUGGAGUGAUUCGUAAUACUGUAGAACUGAUGUCGUGCCCUGAUGAAGAUCGUCCGAGAGGAGAUUCUCCAUUGUCGAUUGCUAACUCAUCGAGAUUGUCUAAAAUCCGUUCCCUGAUGAACGAAGAGGAGCUGCUGCCCAAUCUCAAGACGGUUCCAGGUUCGGCUCCCCACUUUACGACACUUCCCCCGCGCUGUCCGAAAGAUGCCAGCCCUGCUGAUAUUUCACUGCAUCAUAUGGAUUCUAUAGCAGCUAUCGAUCUGUUGUUUGAAAAUGGCCAAACGGAAGCCAUAUUCGAAGAAAUUCAGUUUUCCUUCAUCUUAUUUUUAUGCGGGCAUUCCGUUGAGUCGCUCAACCAUUGGAGGAAAAUUCUACUGCUUUUGAGUAAUUCAGAAAAGGCGAUAGAAAAGUAUCGCAGCUUCUACCGUAAUUAUCUGACCGCGCUUCAGUACCAGUUACCCGAGUUGCCAGUGGAGCUGAUGGAACAAACGGAGUCCAACAUGGUCUAUCAGGAUGUGAGAAGAUUGCUUCUGAACAGCUAUCAAGCGGGUAUCACUUCGGCAGCUGAAAGCCUGGAGAAAAGCUUGAGAGGUACGUUGCUUUGGAGGUUUGAGAAUUUGUUCGAGGAAGACCCAGAAGACUUACCAACUGUCGUGGAUGUAGAUUGAAUAAAUCGACAUAUAACAUAAA